Entamoeba invadens IP1 is the source of this 1242-nucleotide messenger RNA. RefSeq lists its product as hypothetical. Gene Ontology annotation, molecular function: transmembrane transporter activity. The transcript has a single exon. Gene Ontology annotation, biological process: transmembrane transport. Lineage: Eukaryota; Evosea; Mastigamoebida; Endamoebidae. Bases 1 to 1242 code for a protein of 413 amino acids. The record is from RefSeq and is a predicted model, not a curated record.
AUGGUGAACAUAGUAUUAUGUGUGAUUUUGAGUAACUUUUGGCGUUUUUGUGCGUCCGCAUUGCUCUAUAAUUUUGCAGCUUUUCUAUUUUGGAUAGUUGUGCCACUGAUAGCGACCAAACAAGGUGCUUCCAAUUUAGACUUGGCUGUUAUCAAUGCAAUUGAUUAUGGUUGUAUGUUUAUGCUCAGUUGGGCUUGUGGUUUUAUCAAUAAUACGUUGCCGGGAUGGUUAUUAGUUCGAAUUUCGAGUGUCAUUUAUAUUGCUGCAUGUAUUCUUCUUAUGUUCAUUAACGACAAUUUGUGGAUAUUAUGGAUUAUGUCCAUUAUGUAUGCAAUUUCUUAUGUUUUCUUUAUGAUCCCAAUUGAAACUUCUAUCUCUCGAGAAAGUGAUCCAUCCAAUGCAGACUUCUGGCUUGGCAUAUUUUGUGGAACACUCUUUUUCGGACAAGCACUUGGAUAUAUUUGUGGUGCAUUUCUUUUCAAUCAGCUGGGGGUGACUGAAGUUCUUAUAAUAUGUAUCGUUUCAUUAGCAUUACUCUUUUUAAUAUACCCCUGUUGGGAAGGCACCAAAUUUAAAGGAAUUGAUUUCUCCAUAAAGACGGGAAAAGACGCUCAAGUUAAAGAGAAGGAGAUGGAUGUCGUUCUAUCCAAAGACAAAUUAUUAACCAAAAGUAAUUCAAAAAGUUCCUCUGAAGAAAAAGAGCCUGAAAACAUGAAAAACGAUGAGAAAACAAUAAAACAAACAGACAAUGGAAUUAUUGUGAUGGGGAAAAUCGAACGUCGGCGGUUAAAAAAGCGGUUUAUGCAGUACUUAAUUCCCGCCUUUUUGUGUUCCAUGUGUUGUUAUGGUAACCUUCUCAGUUAUGGGUCACAGUAUUUCAAUCGAGUCUUUGGUACUGAUGCUUACUUCCCCAUAAUGGAAAAUGACACAGGAAAAUACGACAAGUUUAUUGGCGUUUUCUUUUGUGCAGUUUACAUUUCUUUUGCAAUUUCAGUCGUGUCAUUUUCGAAGAUGAAAUAUUUAUUUUUCAAUCGGUGGACUAUGCUCUUUUUUAUGACAACCGCACUUAUCAACCAUUUUAUUAUUGGGGCGGUCUCAAAUUGGAUUGUACAACUGAUAGGAGGUAUAAUGGAAGGAAUUUGUGCUGCUUUUUCUGCCCAAAAUGUGUUAGUAACAACAUCAAAAUUGUCGCUCUUGACGUCGCGAAUAUCUUCGAUAUAUGUUGGUGUACAAGAGUCCUGA